Molecule: messenger RNA, 945 nt
Organism: Cuscuta epithymum
Lineage: Eukaryota; Viridiplantae; Streptophyta; Magnoliopsida; Solanales; Convolvulaceae
Source: the annotation of a GenBank genome assembly
CCAAAAACAUCACGAGUUCUUUUCCUGCAUUUUACAAAUCCAUUAAUGAAGAUGAAGAUGAAGAAGCUUAUUCCGACCGCAUGUGCAUGGCUUUGAUGGCUUCUUUGGUUGCAACAAGCUCCAAUAGUUGUGAGUACAUAGACCGUGGUCGGGAAGCUGGACACCAUUUGUUGAUGGAUGAUUACUGGAAUCCAAAUCCCACCUACAAUGCACGUAUCUUCCGCCGUCGUUAUCGCAUGCAACCGGCUCUAUUUGAUCAAAUCAUGAAAGAUGUCAUGGCUUUCGAUCCCUAUUUUGUAAGUACAGUAGAUGCAGCAAACAAGGUAUGCUCGCCAAUGGUUGCUAGGCUUAUUCAUUAGAUCAGUUAUGUCGUUUGUAGGGCAGUUAUUAGUGUGUAUGGUUCUUGGUACCUACGAACCCCUAACCCCGGGGAUCUGCACCGUCUUCUUGAAAAGGCCUCGAAAAGAGGCUUUCCUGGGAUGGUUGGGUCCAUUGAUUGCAUGCACUGGGAGUGGAAAAACUGUCUUACAUCUUGGGCCGGUCAGUACACACCGGGUACAAAAAAACUAACAAUUGUGCUCGAAGCAGUUGCUUCUUAUGAUACUCAUAUGUGGCAUGCCUUUUUUAGCACAGUCGGUUCCAACAAUGACAUCAACACCCUUGCAAGCUCGAUCUCCGGUCUUUGAUGUUGUUGUAAAUGGAUCUGCCCCUCAGGUACAAUUCUGCGUGGAUGGUAAGCUGACGUGCACUUUGUCGUGAGGUGCACUCAAAGUAAUAAUACAAUACGACACUAAUACGUAGUAUAGUGUAGUAAGGUUCGUAUCCACAGGGAAAGGAAUACUUUUCUUCUUACAGAAAUAGAUAAGUAACAAUAAGGGGGGUUUAUAUUUGGUUGAUGAACUUUAAAUUAUAUUUAAACACGAAGAUGAACGAGUUAUGUGGUUU